Caenorhabditis elegans is the source of this 3132-nucleotide messenger RNA. It is a transcript of the gene gcy-25, whose product is annotated as Receptor-type guanylate cyclase gcy-25. Bases 28 to 3132 code for a protein of 1034 amino acids. Gene Ontology annotation, cellular component: plasma membrane. Gene Ontology annotation, molecular function: protein kinase activity; guanylate cyclase activity; ATP binding. The transcript has 19 exons. Gene Ontology annotation, biological process: intracellular signal transduction; cyclic nucleotide biosynthetic process. Lineage: Eukaryota; Metazoa; Nematoda; Chromadorea; Rhabditida; Rhabditidae. The record is from RefSeq and is marked reviewed.
AGUUGUGAGCUCCGAGAGCAUUCGGAGAUGCUUCUCCUCUUACUUUUACUGAAAAUUUCAACUUUUGUCGAUUCUUUUCAAAUUGGACAUUUGGAGUUUGAAAAUUCAAAUGAGACACGAAUUUUGGAGAUUUGCAUGAAAAAUGCUGGGAGCUGGAGAGAUCAUAGACUAAUCUCUCUUCCUUCUUGUCACAAUUUCAAUGGUCUGGAAAAUGCUGCAAAUCUCAACUACCAAUAUUCUGUGGAUUUGCUCAUUGGAGCAGCGUGUGAUGAAGAAACUCAGACAGUAUCCAGAUUAGCAUUGAGAUGGCACAAAUUGUACCUUUCUAGUGCUCCGCUGAGCACUAAAGAAAAAGAAAGCACCACAAUUGCACUGAAACCACAUAGUUUGGCUGGAACAGCUGAAGUUAUUCUUGCAAUGUGCAAAUCGAUGAAAUGGAAAGAGAUUGGAAUAAUAUAUUCUGAGGAGACCAAGUACACAGCGCACGCGAUCUACGACAUGCUCGCCGAGCAGGAGGACGACCUGAAAAUUAAUGUGUUUUUGGAAACCGAUGGGCUCAGCAAUACGUACACAAUUUUGCAUAGUGCAAGAGCGCUCAUCUCAUUCCUCACCACUCUGGAUUUGUCCAAAUUUUUCAAAACAUUGAAGGAAAAUGCUUUUCGGCCACUGGAAUUCAGCAUUGUUCACGUGGAUUGUAAUAAAUCCGAAAUCUCAAAUUUCUACACUUAUCUUGACAAUAAUGCCGGAGAAGAACCAAAUCCCAUAUCGGCUGCUCGUCUACGAAAACUGUAUCGACAUGUGGCACUCUUGAAAAAUAGUCACGAUGACAUGGAAAAAACGGAAGAAUUCGCAAAAAAAUAUGGACUUGUGCCAUCCUACACACUCUACAAAGCUCUCAUCCUGUGUGAUGGGCUCCAAUUGCUCAACAACUACACAGCGCCACGUGGCAAUCUGUCAAUUGUCCAACAGCUACCGUACCUCUGGAAUCACGUGACAAACACUGAGACUCAAGGAUACUCGGGACCAGUUUUUAUUGGAAACGACGGAGUACGGUUACCGUACUACGAAAUGCACAUGUGGAGGGAUGGAAAAGCAGUCCACGUGGCAAAUGUGAAACCGAGAGAAUCGGAUUACUGUGGAGGGAAUAUGACAAAGAAUUGUUAUGAAUUCCUUCCCUCAAGCCCUCUGCUAGAAGAUCUCCCACCAUACACCUCCGAUUGUGGCUAUGACAACAAUUUAUGCAGCGAUUUCCACGUUUUCAUGAUCGCCGCAAUUGUAUUCUCCAUUCUUCUUAUUCCAAUGGCAAUCGCAUUUUAUCUUCAACGAAAAGAACAUUUAAUUCAACAAAUGCCGUGGCGGGUCCCAUUGGAUUCAAUUUCAUUCGAUGAUAACGGUGGGAGCUUGUCAGCUUCGCGUAGGGUCUCCACUAUUUCCACCGCCCGUGCUUCGUAUUCGUCGAUUUUUUCGGGAAAUGUUGCGGAGCACGCGAUUGUUAAUAAGCAGAAGGUUUCCGUUAAACGUCAUGUCCAACGAAGAGCCAUCACAUUUAGUCGGCAAGAAAUGGAAAUGUUGAAUCAGCUCAAAUACAUGUCCCACACGAACAUCAACCCAUUCACUGGAAUCUGCUUCAAUCAGGGAUCCGAACUAAUUGUCAUGUGGCAAUUCACCACGAGAUACUCGCUGGAAGACCUGAUUUUUGUGAAAGAGCAAAAGUUUGGAAGGAAUUUUCAAUCGACUUUUAUCAAACAUAUUGUACAUGGAAUAAAUUACAUUCAUAACAGUUCCAUCAAAGUUCAUGGUGCAUUGUAUCUCUCGAAUUGUGUCGUAGACUCCUAUUGGGUCGUGAAGCUCACUGAUUUCGGAAUUAAAGGGAUUUUAAAGGAAAGGACGAAUCACAAAGAAUUGGCGCCAAGUUCUGCAUUUGAUGUCGAUGCAAUUCACUACAAAUACCUCCAACUGGCACCUGAACAUAUUUCUGCCAUUCUGGAGAAACUGGAAGAGCCAAGGGGUACUGUAGAAGGGGAUAUCUAUCAAUUGGCAAUGUGCAUUUAUCAAAUUCUUUUCUACAUGAGACCAUUUGCAGAGAGACAGGAAUCUAUUAAAGAACUGGCUCACCUGCUCUCCAGUCAAUCCACAGCUCCUCUUCAUCCAAAAGUCCCCGAGGGAAACAGUUUCACAAUGAGACUUUUAUCAAUUAUUCAACAAUGUUGGUUGUACAAACCAGCUGCCAGACCAGCUUUAAUCAAGAUUACUGACGCUGUGAACAGGGAAUUCGGUCAGGAUGUAAAAGGCACCCUUAUCGAUCAAAUGAUUGAGAUGAUCGAUGAAUAUUCUGCGAAUUUGGAACAAAUCGUUGCGGAAAGAACAAGAGAAUUGGAACAAGAUAUGUCUGUUACAGAGAACUUAUUGUAUCAGCUUCUGCCAAAAAGUGUUGCCGACUCAAUCCGUAGUGGUAAGACAGUUGUGCCAGAACAACAUUCGUCUGUCACCCUGUUAGUAGUGGAUGUCUGUCAGUUUACAAAGUUCUGUGAGGCUUUUAUUCCGGUUCAUAUUCUAGAAACUCUACAAGAACUCUACUCCUCCUUCGACAACAUUGUACAGAAAAAUAAGGCGUUUAAAGUGGAAAACGUGGGAGAUGCCUACCUGAUUUGCAGUGGAAUACCUGAAAUGAGUGGAUUUCGUCAUUUAAGAGAAAUUUGCAAAAUUUCGCUGAAAUUGCAAGCGUUCAUGAAAACGUUCAAAGUCCGUCAUAGACCAUCUCACACACUACAAAUAAAAAUGGGAAUUACCAGUGGAGCAGUUGCAGCUGGAAUACUGGGAAGUACGGCUCCAAGAUUUUGUAUAUUCGGUGAUACUGUGAAUAUGGCGUGUCGUAUGGCAAGUACUGGAAAUCCUGGAAGUAUUCAAUUAAGUGAAUUGACUGCAAAUACGUUGAUGGAGAAGUUUCCAUCGUUUAUGUUGGAGGAGAGAGGCAUGAUUGAUGUGAAGGGAAAAGGCGCUUGCUUAACCUUCUGGUUAACUGGAGAAAAGGACAUAAUGAGACGUCAAUCUUCUCGUUCCAGCUGCAUAAGUCAGAUUAAAUUCGAGUUGGAUGAAGCUGACAAUUCGAAGAAAAUGUUUCUAAAUGUUUAA